Messenger RNA from Pygocentrus nattereri (red-bellied piranha), 1339 nucleotides. It is a transcript of the gene cd63, whose product is annotated as CD63 molecule. The record is from RefSeq and is a predicted model, not a curated record. NCBI's taxonomy places the organism in Eukaryota, Metazoa, Chordata, Actinopteri, Characiformes, Serrasalmidae. Bases 172 to 888 code for a protein of 238 amino acids. The transcript has 8 exons. Gene Ontology annotation, cellular component: membrane.
GGUGGAGUGGCUUUUUCACAGCGAAGGAGGGAGGGACCGAAAGUUUAAGACAAUACGCUAUAACUGUUUGAGCUGUGGACUGGUGCUGUACAGAUCAUUACGCAUUUUGCACUUCGUCGUGUUCUUCGCACAUUUUUGUCGCAAAUCGGAUAAAUAAGACUUUAAAGCACCAUGGCUGUGGAGGGUGGAAUGAAGUGUGUGAAGUUCCUGCUUUUUUUCUUUAACUUUAUCUUCUGGCUGUGUGGCCUGGCUCUGAUUGUACUCGGCGUUUUGGUGCAAAUGACUCUUCACAAGACGCCCGUGAUCAAAGAUGCAGCCGGUUCUGCAGCCCCACUCGUGCUCAUCGUUAUUGGGGUCAUCAUCUUCUUCAUCGCCUUCUUCGGUUGCUGUGGAGCCUGGAAGGAGAACUACUGCAUGGUCACCAUGUUCGCCAUCUUGCUGUCCAUCAUAAUCAUCGCUGAAAUUGCAACAGCCAUUGCUGCUUAUGUCUUCAGAGACAAGCUGACAGGCCUGGUGGAUGAUGGUCUUAAGGACAUGAUCGAACACUACAAUAAUACAGAAUACAAGAAAAGUCUGGACCGAUUUCAGAAAGAGCUGAAAUGCUGUGGAGCAGCGAACGCUACUGACUGGGUGCAUUACCAACCGGAUGGCAUCUCUGUCCCAGACUCCUGCUGCAAAAACAUCACUUUGAACUGUGGAUUGAAAGCCAUGAAUGACGCCAACAAAAUCUAUACAAACGGUUGUCAGUCUGCUGUUGAGAACUUCCUGAAGGCCAACACUCUGUGGAUUGCAGUAGCAGCUCUGGUCAUUGCAUUCAUAGAGAUACUAGGCCUUGUGUUUGCCUGUACACUGAUGAGAGGCAUUCGCAGCGGCUACGAGGUGAUGUGAUCACAUCCUACAGGACUUUUAAAAUAUACAUCAGUUUCAGACUCAAGGGGCUUGAAGACUCAUUAUUUUGUAAAUGCCUGUCCUUGUUUUGUUUGUUUAGCUAAAGUUAAAUUUUUAUAACUGUCUCACUGCAGACAGAAAAUGUGCCUAAUUGCUGAUAGCGAGCAGAUUGAUAUCAGUCUAUAUUUUUAAUCAUAGAAGACAGAAAAGGGUAGAGGUAAAGUACUAUCACUGUUUGUUUCUUUCAAUUCUUGUGUAUUUGUCUUUGUUUAGUUCCCUUCGUAAACAUCUUCUUUUAGAGAGCUGAUUAUGACUUUUAUACUUCGAUCUAAACUCCCAGGCCUCACAUAAAUGAAAAAGCACAUUUAUACUCUUAACAUUACAGGUGGUUCAAAUGUUCAAAUGCUUAAUGUAUUCUGGAAAGAAAUAAACUUUUGCGGUUUUCUCUCAA